Molecule: messenger RNA, 687 nt
Organism: Coprinopsis cinerea okayama7#130
Lineage: Eukaryota; Fungi; Basidiomycota; Agaricomycetes; Agaricales; Psathyrellaceae
Exons: 4
Coding region: 1-687 (228 amino acids)
Source: RefSeq, a predicted model, not a curated record
AUGACGAGCCAAGGAACCACAGCCGUCCUCUCAAACACCACAUCCACAGCGAACGCACCCUCAACAACACCGAACGCACCCUCAACAACACCGAACGCACCCUCAACAACACCGAACGUCAACGCUCUCUCAUCUACUCUACCCACCCGGCGAUCCAGAUGGCGGCCCAUGAACACCACCGUGACCUACCUCUCAAACACCCGCUUCGUUAAACUCUGCAACGCGAUAUGGGAUGGACCUGUGUACCCUAAUCAAAACUCCCCAGACCCUUCAGCUUCAACCACCAAUGACACCGGCGUUCCGACCCAUAUCGGCGUUCUGUCUCGCGGUUUCAGACUUUACUCCAUCUCGCGGGUUCAGAGUAGUAGUAGAGGGACAGGGAGGGGAUGGAUGUUCGGAUUUUUGAGGGGGUGGUUUAUAACACUGACUAUACCGCCUCCGCGAUCGAUAGAGCUGAUACUAACCUUUGCGUGGAUGAUCGGGGUCGUGGUUAUGGUGUUCAUCGGAAUGGUCGCAGCGACCACUGGCAACGAGGCCGCAAUGCGCACCGUCAGCAUCGCUGCAUGCGUCUGUGCGGGCGUGUGGAUCCUCCUCAGCGGUGUUUUGUGGUACUGUAACGUUAACCCUAUGCUUUGGCCCCAACGAAUGAGGGAGUGGGAGGCCUGCGAGACGCGUUAUGGGUGCUGA